AUUAAUAUGUCUAUUUAACCAGUUCAAAACUUUCAGGUGUGGAAUAAGUUAUAUAGACUAGUUAAUUUUAAUGGAGUGAACCGUAAAUGGAGGAAUUUCCAUGUAUGUAUAGAUGCACAAGUAAGCCGAUCACUAUAUAAGAAUGCCAUCAACCACGUACAGUCCAUUUUUUAGUGAUUCAUGUGUUUUAUUCAAUAAAGGAAACUGCGGACCUUUUACCAGAUUGAUCGAUCCAUGUAGUUGCACAAAAUACUUUCAGUGUGUGAAUAAGGAGGUAAUCCCCCGAGAGUGUCCGCAAGGUACUGCAUAUGAUCAUACUGUACCAGAGGUAUCGAGUUCGUAUUGUAGAAAUGAAGCAGAUAUCAUUAUUCAACAAAUAUGCACACAAGACACGUCUUGGACAAGGUGUAGUGUGACGGCCAAUGCAACAGAUUCGGAAUUACUUCAAAUUCAAUCAAGAUGCAAAGGAACAACAACAGCUACAACCGUUGGUCCUGUAGAGAACACUUCAAAUGUGGGCGCCAUUGUAGGCGGCAUUCUUGCUGGACUACUUGUUGUGAUACUUUUGAUAGCUGCAUAUAUUCUUUAUAAAAGAGGAUAUGUGCCAUCACUUACUUUAAAAAAGAAGAGAUUGAAGAGCAAGCACCCACUUCAUAAUCAACCAUCAAUAGCAAACCCUCAGUACUUUGGUCAACCAGGAAUGCACAUGACUAUUGGUGACCAUCAUGAUCGUGACAUAUAUGAAGAAUAUGCCACUAUUGAUGAUACUGGGCAUGAUCCUAAUUUUCCUGAGAGAGCUCCUCGUCUACCAGAGAGACCACCGUCCCUCCAAUCAAACAAAACUGAUAGUGGUGAUCGAAAGAUAUCUGUGACUUCCGUUCAAUCAUAUAUGGAGCCUUCACCAACACUUAAAUAUGGAUUCGUUAAUCGUGGAUUAAAUAUUCAAGAAGAAGAUACAGAUUCGAACGGGAAUGAUCGAUUUUACACUGAGAUUUUUCCAGACCCGCCAUCCAAUGGACAAAUUCAAUUCACUCAUUCGCAUAAUCAAUCGGAAGAAGAAAUUUCUCCAUAUGAUAAUUCACUUCAUGUAUAAGUGUUUGCAGGGAGAUAAAUACAUGUUUUUUGUGCAAUAUGUGCCAGAUAUUUAAAAUAAAUCGUACGAAAUUGCAAUUGUGAUAAUACGAGUAUUUAAUAAUUGUUAUAUUACUGCUUUGAUAUUUUGUCCAUAUCUUACGUUGUUUUAUUGGUCUUCAUGAGCAUAACAAAAUUGUAUAAACGAAAUUGUUGCUAUAUAAUUUUUAAAACUUCAGCAAAUGAAAUAUGUCUCAUCUCCACUUAUAAAGUCACAAAUAUAUACAUCUGUCAGCCCAAUGAAAAAACUUUCCGAAUCAGUUUUACUAUUUCCCAUCAAGUUCAAUUUUUAUUUUUGCAGCAAUAACUUUUCCAGAGAAUGAUGCAGUGUAUGGUUUCCGGAUGCUAUUAUCAGUUUGUUAUUGGCUAUUAUAUUUUGACUUUGCAAUCUUACUACCUAACAUGCAACGCAUAUCAAGUACUAUAUUACAAUUGACCCUAUUAUUAUUUGUUAUACUAUUCUAAAAUAUUAGGUUUAUAAUUUUCAGCAUGUCAGCGUUAUUUUAUUUCUAGUUUGAAUUGUGAUAUUUAGGCUAGGAUCUUAUAAUUAGAUAUCAUUACCAAUCUACGAUAAAGUGCAGUCAAGUUUAAUUCCCCUUUCUUUGUCAGAGAGGCGAGAGAUACCAAAGGAAAAUUCAAAAUGCAAAAAACGAAAAACGACGAAAAGACAAACAACACAAAACACAACAUAGAAAACUAAAGACUUAGCUACACGAUCCCCACCAAAAAAACCGGUUGUGUCGAUAGUGGAACGUCCUGUUCUCCGUUUACUUAUUUUAACCUUAUAAUGGCAAACUGUGAUUUUAUAUUUUUAUGAUCCGAAAAAAAGUUUCAUGUCAUUUGAUAUUUUCGCCUCUUUGGUAUGUCUUCACAACAGAGAUAAACAAAAUUCAACCAAUUGAGACCGAGCGAACCACACACUGAUUAUCAAAAGAUUAACAACUUGUCAGGGCUUGAAAAGGAAAAUCGCUAAGAAUUAUAUGUUUACACUCAUGUUAAAGAAUAUUUUUUUCACAUAUAUUUUUUCUCUUUUUUAUCUCCUAGAUGAAAACGUAUCAUGAGAAUCGCAAUCUAUUCACACAGAUGUAUGGUGUUAACCUACAUAAAUUGAGCUGUCUUUCAAUUCAUGAGAGCAUUCUUUGAAACGAUAUGCUAUCGUUUGUUAUUUUGAGCUUGAACUUGUAUUUUGCUAUCUGUUUAUCGUUAUCUUAUUUUUGACUGUAGUGUUUUUGAAAUACGGAUUUUUUAUUGUA
Molecule: messenger RNA, 2384 nt
Organism: Mytilus californianus (California mussel)
Lineage: Eukaryota; Metazoa; Mollusca; Bivalvia; Mytilida; Mytilidae
Exons: 7
Coding region: 143-1093 (316 amino acids)
Cellular component (GO): extracellular region
Molecular function (GO): chitin binding
Source: RefSeq, a predicted model, not a curated record